AUGCUUAUUACAGCACCCCCACACUUGGCCAGACCCCUUCUCAGGAAAGCAUUGGGCUUGGAUUACGGGAAGAGGAAGAGAAAAGAGCCAAAGAGAUUGUCGAAAACUGCAAACAUCUUGAUAAAAGAAGACUCGAAGGGUUACGUGCAUUCUAAAAAAGUCAAUAACUACUUGAUAGGCGCCACUCUUGGAGAAGGCUCUUUUGCUAAAGUGAAGGAAUCAUUCCACGUGUUGGUUGGAGAGAAAGUUGCUAUGAAAAUUAUUGACAAGAAAAAGGCAUUACAAGAUCCUUAUGUAGCAAAAAAUUUCAAACGUGAAGCCAGGCUAUUACAAAAAUUACGACAUCCCAAUAUUAUGCAACUGUAUGAAGUUAUCGAAACAGACAAUAACUAUUACCUCAUAACAGAAUUAUGUUCAGGAGGUGAGCUAAUGAAAUACAUUUACAAACAUGGUCGUUUAUCAGAGGAAGAAUCAAGGAAAUAUAUGAGACAAUUAGUAUCUGCUGUUGACCACUUACACCGAGCAGGACUGAUACACAGAGAUUUAAAAGUGGAAAACAUGUUACUGGAUGGCAAUAUGGAUUUGAAAUUAAUUGUUAAUUUUGGAUUAAGCAAUGAAGAGUUUGUUGUUGAUGAAAGUGGUAUUGAGAAGCACUCUUCAAGAUUAGCACGAUAUCGUAGGGAAUUCCCUUCCAAGACUUCUAGACAACUGAAAACAAUAACCACACCUAAAAAGAAAGUUUCAAAAGAUCUAGGUUUUUAUGAUGCUGAUGAUGAUGUCGAAGUUUCGUCAGUUGCAAGUGUUCCUGUGAGAACGACCACAAGAGAGGAACUAGAAAAUCUGUGA
Messenger RNA from Gigantopelta aegis, 846 nucleotides. RefSeq names its product hormonally up-regulated neu tumor-associated kinase homolog A-like. Gene Ontology annotation, molecular function: protein serine/threonine kinase activity; ATP binding. The record is from RefSeq and is a predicted model, not a curated record. Gene Ontology annotation, cellular component: cytoplasm. Gene Ontology annotation, biological process: intracellular signal transduction; protein phosphorylation. Lineage: Eukaryota; Metazoa; Mollusca; Gastropoda; Neomphalida; Peltospiridae.